AAGAUGGCGGACGCCGGUCGGCCACAACGCAAGAUGUCCCGGGCCGGGGAGAGCUUAUAUCGCAUCCUGGGGCUGGAAAAGGGGGCUUCUUCAGAAGACAUCAAGAAGGCAUACAGGAAACUGGCUUUGAAGUACCACCCAGACAAGAACCCCGAUAACCCCGAAGCAGCGGAGAAAUUCAAGGAGAUCAACAAUGCCAACACUACCCUCAGCGACGAGAACAAGCGGCGGAUCUACGACGAGUACGGCUCGAUGGGGCUCUACGUGGCCGAGCAGUUUGGGGAGGACAGCGUCAAGUACUACUUCGUCAUGUCCAAGUGGUGGUUCAAGCCGCUGACCGUGUGCUGCAGCCUCCUCACCUGCUGUUGCUGCUGCUGCUGCUGCUGCUUCUGUUGCGGGAAGUGCCGCCCCCCUGAAGACGAGGAUGCCUACAAACACGUCAACCCCGAAGACCUGGAGGCCCAGAUCCGAGCCGAGGACGAAGGUGUCAGCGCUAUCCGUAUGCAGCCUACCGCCACAUCGCACAGUACGGAUGCGACUCAGGCCCGCAAGCCAUGA
Euleptes europaea (tarantolino) is the source of this 558-nucleotide messenger RNA. It is a transcript of the gene DNAJC5G, whose product is annotated as DnaJ heat shock protein family (Hsp40) member C5 gamma. The record is from RefSeq and is a predicted model, not a curated record. Bases 4 to 558 code for a protein of 184 amino acids. The transcript is spliced from 4 exons. NCBI's taxonomy places the organism in Eukaryota, Metazoa, Chordata, Lepidosauria, Squamata, Sphaerodactylidae.